Molecule: messenger RNA, 936 nt
Organism: Talpa occidentalis (Iberian mole)
Lineage: Eukaryota; Metazoa; Chordata; Mammalia; Eulipotyphla; Talpidae
Product: putative olfactory receptor 10D4
Exons: 1
Coding region: 1-936 (311 amino acids)
Biological process (GO): G protein-coupled receptor signaling pathway
Cellular component (GO): membrane
Molecular function (GO): G protein-coupled receptor activity; olfactory receptor activity
Source: RefSeq, a predicted model, not a curated record
AUGAGAAAUCACACCAUGGUGACUGAAUUCAUCCUGCUGGGCAUCCCUGAGACAGAGGGCCUCGAGACUGUGCUCUUCUUCUUGUUUCUCUUAGUAUAUUUAUGUAUACUCUUGGGAAAUGUGCUCAUUCUUACAGCUAUCAUCUCCUCCUCCCAGCUUCACACCCCCAUGUAUUUUUUCUUGGGAAACCUCUCCAUGUUUGACCUGGGGUUCUCUUCAACAACUGCUCCCAAGAUGCUAUUAUACCUCUCCAGGCAGAGUCAAGGAAUCUCUUACCAGGGCUGUGCUACCCAGCUCUUCUUCUACCACUUCCUGGGCUGCACGGAGUGUUUUCUGUACACUGUAAUGGCCUACGACCGCUUUGUUGCCAUAUGUCACCCUCUGCGGUACAUGGUCAUCAUGAACCACAGAGUCUGUGCCAUCUUGGCCACAGGGACAUGGGUGGGGGGCUGUGUCCAUGCCAUUAUCCUCACCUCCCUCACCUUCCAGUUACCCUACUGUGGCUCAAACGAGGUGGGCUACUACUUUUGUGACAUUCCUGCUGUCUUAUCUCUAGCCUGCGCAGACACGUCUCUAGCCCAGAGGGUAGGUUUCACAAAUGUUGGUCUUUUAUCUCUCAUUUGUUUUUUUCUGAUCCUUGUUUCUUACACUCGCAUUGGCAUCUCCAUAUCAAAAAUUCGCUCUGCAGAGGGCAGGCAGCGAGCGUUCUCCACCUGCAGUGCUCACAUCACUGCCAUUCUUUGUGCUUAUGGGCCAGUGAUCAUUAUCUAUCUACAGCCCAAUCCCAGUGCCUUGUUGGGAGCUAUAAUUCAGAUAUUGAAUAAUCUCGUAACCCCCAUGUUGAACCCACUGAUAUACAGCCUGAGGAAUAAGGAUGUAAAAUCAGCUCUGAGGAAUGUCCUCCACAAGAGGGACUUUGCUCUGGAAAAUAAAUGA